This is a messenger RNA of Neolamprologus brichardi, 4038 nucleotides long. NCBI's taxonomy places the organism in Eukaryota, Metazoa, Chordata, Actinopteri, Cichliformes, Cichlidae. The record is from RefSeq and is a predicted model, not a curated record.
CGCUCCGCAGGACCGGGGUCAGCUGAGGCUGCCACCCGUGUGUGUGCGAGCGUAGGUCACCGCCGGUCACAUGGGAAACAACUUUCCUUCACGUCGGUCUUGGGAGUGAAGCAGUCGCCCCCCGAGUACAGGUCACCUGUAAGGCUCGGAGGUGUACAGCAGCGGUCCAGGUGUCGGUCUGCGUUCUCAGCCACACCCCUGCUUCUCUCACGGUCACAGCUGUACCCCACAGCUCGGGUGGAGCUGCUUCCGUUCAAACAGCUGAGGGUGGAUGUGCAGGUGUUUAUCCGAGUUUACACCUGUGAGGCGCACACAAUGUUUCUGUGAUGUCACAGAUCUGAGAAAAGGAGAAAUUAGUGGAUGGAGGUGUGACUGAUGUCAGAGGGCCGUGCUGCGUCUCUUCUCUGCUCACAUUUUCUGCAGCCAUGGUUGCUCUCAGGUAGACCGGUGUGUCUGUUUUCCAACACCCUUGGCAGGCAGCGGACAGGUGAUCGUUCUCUCGUGACGGUCUCCUGGCGGCCAUGUUGGAGCGCCUCCUGCUGUCUUAAAGCCACCCGAUGCUGAGGUCGAGUUUCUCUCGUGACCACGUCCGUCUAAGUCAUCUCUCUCCACGUGUUGUCAUACGGAGUCGUGCCUGUGAAGCCGUCAGCUGAUCAUGGAGGAGUCCAGGGAGCAGCCUGCCGCCAUCGCUGACCUGGAGAUGAAAUGCGGAUCAGAGGAGCCCACUGUCAGCUCACAGACUUUCUCCAAAGAAUGCACCUUAAGCGUGACACCAGCACACCUCAGAGCUGACAUCCCCAACACAAGUGGCGGCGCCGCUGACAGCCCUGCGCUCGCCAAGGUCCCGAUGGAGGAGGAGGAAGAGGCGACCCCCACGCCGCCAGAAUCAUCGCCAAGUCCAUCAUCUGAAAACAUGACUCUAACAAUCGCCACCACCACAGAGGAACCCACGGAGGCUGGGGCAGGACCAGGUCUGGACGUGGAGGAAAGCUCCUCGGUGGCGACAGCGGGUGGCUCAGACGACCAGCUGGAGUCCACGGACUCGGCGUCAUUCUCCAUCCCCAGCUUGGAGCUGUCGGAUGGGGUCGUGACAACAGGAAACUCCCUGGACGUGGAGGACGGCCUGUCGUCGUCGUACUCGGCGCUGGGUGCGGAGGGCUGCUCGCCAUCCAUCGAGGUCCCAAGUCUGCAGGACGAGGCGGCGCUGGAAGCUGCCGGGGGUGCUGCUGCUCCUCCUGCUGCGGCACCGGAGCCUGGGCCCUCCAUGCCAGCGUAUUACCUGGUGAAGUGGAUCACCUGGAAGGAGAAGAAGACACCCAUCAUCACCCAGAGUGAGAACGGACCCUGCCCCCUGCUGGCCAUCAUGAACACGCUGUUCCUGCGCUGGAAGGCCAAGCUUCCGGCCCAGACGGAGGUGGUCACCACCGAGGACCUGAUGGCUCACCUGGGAGAGUGCGUGCUGUCCGUCACUCCCAGACAGAAGGCCGACGGCAUGGAGCUCAACUUCCAGCAGAACAUGAGCGACGCCAUGGCGGUCCUCCCGAAGCUGUCUACGGGGCUGGACGUCAACGUGCGUUUCACCGGCGUCACGGACUUUGAAUACACGCCCGAGUGCAUCGUGUUCGACCUGCUGGACAUCCCGCUGUACCACGGCUGGCUGGUCGACCCUCAGAGUCCAGAGAUGGUGGCUGCUGUGGGCAAACUGAGCUACAACCAACUGGUGGAGAAAAUCAUCGACUACAAACACUCUGCAGAAAGCAGCCGAGUCAGUGAAGGCCUGGUGGCGGAGCAGUUUCUGGAGUCGACGGCGACUCAGCUGUCUUAUCACGGCCUGUGUGAGCUCAACGCGACGGCCAGAGAGGGCGAGAUCUCCGUGUUCUUCAGGAACAACCACUUCAGUACCAUGAUCAAACACAAGGGGCACCUGUACCUGCUGGUCACGGAUCAAGGCUUCCUGCAGGAGGAGUCUGUGGUCUGGGAGUCGCUUCAUAACGUCGAGGGUGAUGGAAACUUCUGCGACUCUGAUUUCCGGCUGUGUCAUCCUCCUCAGAGAGCUCCACCCACCCCCCACCUGCCACCCAGCGCCCAGGAGCAGCAGCGGCAAAUUGACCAGGACUACCUUGUGGCAGUGUCCCUGCAGCAGCAGCAGGGCGGGGCCCCGGGGCCCCUCAGUGACCUGGAGUUGGCCCGGCAGCUCCAGCAGGAGGAAUAUCAGCAACAGCAGCAACUCCAGCAACAGGGUUCAGUGCAGCAGGUCAGAGGUCAGGGGGCACAGCAAUCCAGGAGAAGAGACAAGGACUCAGACUGCGUCCUCCUGUAGACUCUUCAGCAACGCCGCCAUCAUUGUCGUCUGUCACGCCGUCGGACUCCUCUGUGUGUCCGCGGCGGGCGGGUGAGGGGUCACGUUCGAUGCCAAACCUCCCAGCUUCCCCUUUGUUUCACAGGUCAAAGGUCUUUAGGACGCGCUCUUCGCCAACGUCUUUAUUAACCAUUAAUAUCGGACAGCGAUGAAGUGAUCAGACGGAGCUGUGGCUGAAACACGACCUGUGACUCUGCAGCUGUUAUUUCGCAGCUCCUACUCCUCUGAAGGCUUCCUGAAGUAGAAAGUCUUAAAGGGGAGGAGCUAAAACAAAAUGUUUUAGCUCCUCCCCCUUUAACCCAGUGCUUGCUAACCCCGCCUCCUACUGUGGCUGCGGUUGAAGUUCCUGAAACGAAUGGAAACACGAUUCCUGCCUCUUUCAAACUCGGACAAAUUUCACUUCGUACAAACCAAACGACUGAAAGCUGCUGGCUCUGUGAGGAUAUGCCCUCUGUGACAUCACAAAGAUCCCAGACUAGGACAAAAUGUUAAGAAUGGAUGUUCCCUCCAAAUCAUUGAAAGUAAGAUGUAAUUAAAGAUAAACAUCUGAGCGCUGUUGUGCUGUUUGUGUUACUGUACGCUGAAGCUGACGAGCACCUUCAGGCGACUGUUGUUGUAAUUUGGCGCCGUGAAAGUUAAACCAUGACAUCGUGUUCCCACGACGAGGACGGAAAAAUGAGGGUGUGUCUGUUUGGCCUGACUGAAGGAGCCGAUGUGACGCGGCAGGCCAUUAUUAACCUCGAAUGUGACGCAGCGCUGCUUUAGCUAAAAACGGGUCUUUCACUGGUGUUUCCUGGGACCAGUUUGACCAGAACCUCCUAAAUAUUCAGUCUGAAGUUGUGAAAGAAAAAUAAGAUCCUGCGAUUCUCCGACUGGUUGUUUGUUUCCCUGCAGAUUAAAACGAGGUCAUUUGACCAAAUUAUGACAUCAAAGUUUGGAUUAAACACGUAAAAAAACAUUUUAAUAUCACUGAGUUCUUUCUUUAAACACUAACCACGACUGAUUUAAUCACCAAUAAAUUUGGCUUAAAGGAACAAAUGUAAACACGCGUUGAGUUUCAUGUCCCACAGAUCCAUGAUUGAGUCACUGGUUUAUUUUGUGUGACUCAGUUUUUAAACUUGAACUAAAGUCUUGAUAUAAAACGUUUACCUGUAAAUGAUUUCGUGGCCGUCGUUCACAGUGAGUGGACAGACUGGACUGUGCGUCUCCGAGUUCAGACUUGGUGCAGUUUCUUCUUCAGAUCAAAGAAUUAGGAACUUGUUUAACGCCACAGCAGCGUUCCCGUCAUGCCUGUCAGGGUUUUAGGCAAAAAGAUGGACGUACCUACUCUGACGCCACCUGCUGGUUAGUGAGAUCGUCACUGCAGAACAGCAGUUCACCUCUUUGAAACCAGGCGGGUCCACGUCUCACAGAUUUGUUCGUGUCAUUAACCACCCAUGCAGAGCCUACUCACCUCUACAGGGCCUGAAGUCUUUGCAGCUACAGUUAUCGCCAUCUGGUGGCCUUCAGAUAGAACGCAGGCACUUUCUCUCUGGCUUAUUUUUUUCACCUCCAUGUUUUUAUCGUCUGUGGUAUUUUAUUUAUUAGUUUAGUUUUCUUUGUGACUGAUGGCCCGCCGCUCUGUUCAGGCUUUGUUUAAUCUGCCGUCCUGUCAGAUCGUCAAUAAAAACUCUGAAUUU